Molecule: messenger RNA, 1262 nt
Organism: Camelina sativa (false flax)
Lineage: Eukaryota; Viridiplantae; Streptophyta; Magnoliopsida; Brassicales; Brassicaceae
Product: peroxidase 56
Biological process (GO): hydrogen peroxide catabolic process; response to oxidative stress
Molecular function (GO): peroxidase activity; heme binding
Source: RefSeq, a predicted model, not a curated record
CUAUAGUACUUAUAAUUUCCGUGACAUUAACUAUUACAGUACUUUAGUAUAAAUAACAACACCAAUCUUUAUGUCAAUUAGUUAGCAUCAAGCAUCGAUCAAAAAAAGAAGCUCAUAACAAUAUGGCUGCUUUGAAGAUGACUAUCUCUUGUUUCGUCUUUCUUCAAGUACUAUCGUGCUUGCUCUCUUCAUUUGCUCCAACCAAUGCUCAAGGAUUGAAAGUUGGGUUCUACGACAAGUUAUGCCCGAAAGCCGAGCUUAUUGUCAAGAAGUCUAUCUUCGAGGCAAUGAAGAAGGAUCUAACACUUGGAGCUCCUUUGCUAAGAAUGUUCUUCCACGAUUGCUUCGUUCGGGGGUGCGAGGGCUCGGUCUUGCUAGAUCUAAAGAACAAAAAAGAUGAGAAAAACGCAAUUCCUAACCUCUUCCUUCGAGGGUUUGAGAUCAUAGACGAUGCCAAGGCAGCUCUAGAAAAGGAGUGUCCGGGCAUUGUUUCCUGCUCUGAUGUAUUGGCUCUUGUCGCUAGGGAUGCGAUGGUUGCGCUCAAUGGACCGUCGUGGGAGGUUGAAACAGGAAGAAGAGAUGGUCUGGUUACAAACAUCAAUGAGGCCCUAUCAAACCUACCAUCACCAUUUAAUAAUAUCAGUAGCCUUAUCACCCAAUUCAAUUCCAAAGGCCUCAACAAAAAAGACCUCGUUGUGCUUUCAGGUGGGCACACAAUUGGGAACGGACACUGUCCUCAAAUCACAAACCGGCUCUACAAUUUCACAGGAAAAGGAGAUAGUGAUCCAAGCUUAGACACGGAAUACGCGGCCAGCCUCAGAAAAAUAUGCAAGCCAACGGAUACGACGACGGCUUUAGAAAUGGAUCCAGGAAGCUUUAAAACGUUCGAUGAAAGCUACUUCAAGCUUGUGUCUCAAAGGAGAGGCCUGUUUCAAUCCGAUGCAGCUCUUUUAGACAAUCAAAAAACAAAGUCUUAUCUUCUCAACCAAAUGAAAAGUGAUAGGUCUACUUUCUUUAAAGACUUUGGUGUCUCUAUGGUAAAGAUGGGUCGGAUUGGGGUUUUAACAGGUAAGGCUGGCCAAAUUCGCAAGAAUUGCAGAAUGGUUAACAAAUAAAGUCACAGAUGUGUUUUUGUGAGAUUGUGUUGUUAUAUUACUGGUGUUUUUUUUUUUCCUAAAUAAAUAAUAUGUGAAUUAAACAUAUUGUUGAAAAGUCUGCCAUUAUUUAUGGAGCAAUAUUAAGAGUCUCGAACUCUUUUAAUU